Molecule: messenger RNA, 1173 nt
Organism: Penicillium malachiteum
Lineage: Eukaryota; Fungi; Ascomycota; Eurotiomycetes; Eurotiales; Aspergillaceae
Exons: 1
Coding region: 1-1173 (390 amino acids)
Source: RefSeq, a predicted model, not a curated record
AUGAUCGCAGCAAACAUUCCAUCCCUCCCACCAGGAGAUUCACCAGACCUGAUCCUUGUCCCUGCUACCCCGGAAGAACGAAUCGCCUCAAUUAAACUCAACAGCAUCGCAUGGAAAGGUCCAUUGGAUAUCGACACCUACAUUAAACGCGAGGACCACCUACUCUCGCAAAAGCUGACUCGAAAUGGCCUGACAUGCUGGAUCCUAGUGGAUAAGUCCGAGCCCGAGGGCGAGCGCACUAUUCUCAGCUCAUGCGAGACAUACCAGAAGAAAGCACUUCUAGCACACAGCGGAAAUGUGGAGGAUGUCUCUACGCACGGGAUUGGGAGUGUCUACUGUAGACCCGAAUUCCGAGGAAAGGGGUACGCGAAGCGGAUGCUGGAGGACUUGAGCGUGAAGCUUGAUACAUGGAAAAUGGAGAAGGAGACCAGAGGUCGAUCCCUAUUUACGGUUCUAUUCUCGGACAUUGGAAAGAAUUUCUAUGCGCAGUUUGGUUGGAUGCCGUUUUUAUCUUCGCAUAUUGAUUUGCCGCCGCUUGCGAAGCAACGACUUUCUAAUGGGGCUGCGGCUAAGGAGAAUGAGACAAGAAACCUACUUGCGCAAGACGUACAGAUGUGCAUUUGUAACGAGGUGGUCAUUAACAAGUUGCGGGAUCGCUUGCGUGAUGCUUCGUUGUCUUCGACUGGUAGUAAGAUUGCUAUCAUGCCUGAUUUUGACCACUUCGUGUGGCACUGGGCUCGUGAGGAGUUCUUCGCAGAGAGACUUAUGCCGCAGCACUCUCCGCCUGUGAUCAAGGGUGCUGGAAAUGAUCAGGCUCGUGUGUACUGUUCGUGGACCAGAAACUUUGGCGAGGAACCCGAGGAUAACGUUUUAUACAUUCUGCGGUGGGUAUAUGAUGAUCCUACUUCUGCGGAGGAAGAAAAGAAUGUGGUCGAGGCAAUGGCUGCUAUUUUGCGACGGGCUCAACAGGAGGCGGAUGAAUGGAAGCUGAGCAAAGUCGAGUUCUGGAAUCCGACACCAUUGCUGCAGAAGGCCGUUGCUAUGCUGGAUUCAGACGCCCGUGUUGUGCAUCGCGAGAAGAGCAGCAUUUCUAGUCUGCGCUGGACUGGUGCGGAGCAAGGGCUCGGCAAUGAUGUGGAGUGGUUCUUGAAUGAGAAGUAUACCUGGUGUUGA